GACAGCAUCCGUAUUUAAAGGCGCCAACAGCGCUUGAUUCAGAAUCAGCAGUGCUGCCAUUUUCUCCUGGUUUAUUCGGUAUAAUUUAAGUUGCUGGUCUCCUGUACGGUGCUGAAGAUGCCGGAUGAAACCGCUGUUGCUGCCGCUGAGGCUGUUGAAGAGAAGCCUUGCUCAUCCAGUGCUGCAGAGAGCUCUGUAGAUGUGGCUGAAGAGGCAAAGAAGCUGAUUGGCACUGGAAACAGGCACCUGGUCAUGGGAGAUGUUGUGUCUGCAGUCAGUGUGUUUCAGGAGGCCUGUGCCAUGCUAGCUGCGAAAUUCGGCGACACUGCUGAUGAAUGUGGAGAGGCAUUCUUCUUGUGUGGGAAGUCCUUGCUGGAGCUUGCCAGGAUGGAGAACACGGUCUUGGGUAAUGCUUUGGAGGGAGUCCCAGAGGAAUCCUCAGAGGAGGGCGAGAAGAAGAAUGACUCAAAGAUCGAGAGUGCAGAUAACUUGGAUGAGAAAACUAGAGAUGAGCUCCGAGAACAGGUUUAUGAAGCCAUGUCUGGGAAGAGUGAUUCUCAGGAAGGGGAACCAAAAGUGAAUAAAGAGGAACAAGUCAAGGAGGGUACCAUAGAAGCUAAGGAGGCCCCGGUUGAAGCUGGCGCGGAGGCCCCGGUUGAAGCUGGCGCGGAGGCCCCGGUUGAAGCUGGCGCGGAGGCCCCGGUUGAAGCUGGCGCGGAGGCCCCGGUUGAAGCUGGCGCGGAGGCCCCGGUUGAAGCUGGCGCGGAGGCCCCGGUUGAAGCUGGCGCGGAGGCCCCGGUUGAAGCUGGCGCGGAGGCCCCGGUUGAAGCUGGCGCGGAGGCCCCGGUUGAAGCUGGCGCGGAGGCCCCGGUUGAAGCUGGCGCGGAGGCCCCGGUUGAAGCUGGCGCGGAGGCCCCGGUUGAAGCUGGCGCGGAGGCCCCGGUUGAAGCUGGCGCGGAGGCCCCGGUUGAAGCUGGCGCGGAGGCCCCGGUUGAAGCUGGCGCGGAGGCCCCGGUUGAAGCUGGCGCGGAGGCCCCGGUUGAAGCUGGCGCGGAGGCCCCAGAAAGCCCCCUUAAAAGUAAAGGGCAGACUGCUGAAGAUGUUAAGGAGUUGGACAAAGAAGCUGCCUCAAAACCAGAUGAUGCUGUGGUUACAAAGGAGGCUGCUGAGCAAGACCUUCCCACAGAACAGGGUGGAACUGAAGAACAGGCAAAGCCUGUGGAGAAAGAUAUUGGAGGUCAGGAGGAAGAGGAGGAGGAUGAUGACGAUGAUGAAGAGGAUACCAGUGCUGAGGAUAAGGGUGAGGAUGAAGAAGUUGGAAAUCUCCAGCUGGCAUGGGAAAUGUUGGAAGUGGCUAAAGUAAUUUACCAAAGAAAGGAAAGUGAAGAGGACCAGCUAAUGGCAGCACAGAUCUUCUUGAAACUUGGUGAAGUUGGUGCAGAAUCAGGCAACUACAGCCAAGCUCUGGAUGACUUCCAGGAGUGCUUAGGGAUACAGCUGGAGCAUCUUCCUCCUCACAGUCGUCUGUUGGCAGAGACCUAUUACCAGCUGGGCACAACUUUUAGCUACACAGGCCAGUACAGCCAGGCCAGCCAGCACUUCAAAAGUUCCAUCAGAGUAAUUGAGAGCCGCCUGGCUAUGCUGCAGGAAAUAAUUGACAAAGCAGAAGGUACUGAAGGAGCUGCAGAGGAAAAGCAUGAACUAGAGGAGCUGAAACAGCUGCUGCCAGAAAUUACUGAGAAGGUGGAAGAUGCAAGGGAAAGCCAGCGGACAGCUUCUGCAGCAUCAGAAGCGAUUCACCAGACCCUGGGUGGAGCAUCAACAUCCUCAGGAUUUGGAAGUGAAAAUGGUGGUGCGUCUUCAUCUACAGCCACCCUGGUCACCGUUAAGCCUGCUGAUAGUGUAUCCUCUUCAAAAUCCGCAUCAGAUAUUUCUCACCUAGUCCGUAAAAAGAGGAGACCAGAAGACGAGAGCCCAAAAAAGGACAGUGAUGCUAAAAAGGUCAAAGAGGAGACCACAGUUAAUGGCAGCGCUGACUCUGCCAGCAGCAGCAAUGGAGUCCAGGAGAAAAAGGAGCAGGAGGCUGAAAGUUCCUCUACCUCAGCAGAAGCCACGCUGUGAUGCUUUCUAAACUGCCCACUGAUCUUCCAACCAGCACAGCAUGCCUGCCUCAAGUUUCAUGAACAGCAUUUUGUUUUGUAAAUAGGACAUCUACCUUUUCUGUCUGUCAAUUUUGUAUUGUAAAAUUUCAAUAAAUAUUUGCAUACAUCAA
Molecule: messenger RNA, 2272 nt
Organism: Neoarius graeffei (lesser salmon catfish)
Lineage: Eukaryota; Metazoa; Chordata; Actinopteri; Siluriformes; Ariidae
Gene: nasp
Product: nuclear autoantigenic sperm protein (histone-binding)
Exons: 15
Coding region: 118-2121 (667 amino acids)
Biological process (GO): DNA replication-dependent chromatin assembly; CENP-A containing chromatin assembly
Cellular component (GO): nucleoplasm
Molecular function (GO): histone binding
Source: RefSeq, a predicted model, not a curated record